AUGGUUUACAAACUCUGCGAUAUUGAUAAUGUUCCAGUCAUGAAAAUUAGUCAGGAAAUUGCGAAAACAACUUUACCAGGGUGCAAGGAAGUCUACCGUCUCUUUGAUUCCCAGGGAGUGCCCAUUCUCGACUUUAUUGAUCUCGUUUCUAAUCCGGCACCUAAACAAAAGGAGAAAGUAUACUGCCAACAUGUCACUGUCGACUCCAAACGAUGCUAUGUAAUCCCAAGCAAAGUGGAGUCUAUACUUAAACUUAUCUGGAACGAUGGCUUAGCAGUAUUUGACGGUCAAGAAACCGACCUGAGCUAUCAUGACUAUCUCUCCACUUGUCGAGCUAGAUGCAUCAGUAGGCUCAAGCAAGCUAGAAGGGAUCUCUUGAGGCCCACUAACCCUGCUCCGUACAAAAUCAGCACGAGUAAAGAGUACGCUGAAUUAUAUAAGGAACUAUGGGACUCUAAGGCGCCAGUUAUCCUCUACAAGUAA
Molecule: messenger RNA, 483 nt
Organism: Gregarina niphandrodes
Lineage: Eukaryota; Apicomplexa; Conoidasida; Eugregarinorida; Gregarinidae
Product: putative nicotinate phosphoribosyltransferase
Exons: 1
Coding region: 1-483 (160 amino acids)
Biological process (GO): NAD+ biosynthetic process
Molecular function (GO): nicotinate phosphoribosyltransferase activity
Source: RefSeq, a predicted model, not a curated record